UUAGAUGAUGAUAUAGUGGUCCAAAAGGAUCUUACUCCUCUUUGGUAUCUUAACCUAAAGGGAAAGGUGAUUGGUGUGGUUGAGACAUGUGGAGAAAGCUUUCACCGCUUUGAUCGUUACCUCAACUUUUCGAAUCCUCUUAUUUCAAAAAACUUCAAUCCCCGUGCUUGUGGUUGGGCAUUUGGAAUGAAUAUCUUUGAUCUUAAGGAAUGGAGGAAGCAAAAUAUCACGGGGGUGUACCACAAAUGGCAGAAUCUGAAUGUUGACAGACUGUUAUGGAAACUCGGGACUCUGCCGCCUGGUUUGAUAACCUUUUGGAACCAAACUUAUGCGCUGGAUAAAUCUUGGCAUGUCUUGGGCCUUGGUUAUAAUCCAAGUAUAUCCCAGAAGGAGAUUGAGCGAGCAGCAGUCGUGCAUUACAACGGCAACUUGAAGCCAUGGCUUGAGAUGGGCAUACCUAAGUUUCGUAACUAUUGGGCAAAAUUUGUUGACUACGAUCAAGUAUAUUUGCGGGAAUGCAACAUCAGUCCUUAAAUGUCAGUUAUGAUUUCUCGUAUCCCUUCUAACGGUGGCGGCGAUUUGCAUCACAGGUCCUGCUCCUUACCUAUUCCAAAAUAGUAUCUAUUUAGUCGAACAAUUAGCAAAGUAUUUUGUCAUUUUUUAACAUUUAUUAUUAUUCGUGGUUGCAGUGCUGCUACGUUUGUAAAUGAUCGAAAUCAUAGUAGUUUCUCUUUUUUCCUUUGCUUCGAUUCGUUUUAUUUGUACGUCAUCUAAAGGCCAUGUAUAUGAGAUCACUUUCUUGAGUACCCUUCGUUGCCAUUUCGUCUCUCA
Olea europaea var. sylvestris is the source of this 831-nucleotide messenger RNA. RefSeq names its product probable galacturonosyltransferase 4. The annotation marks the transcript as partial. Gene Ontology annotation, molecular function: polygalacturonate 4-alpha-galacturonosyltransferase activity. Lineage: Eukaryota; Viridiplantae; Streptophyta; Magnoliopsida; Lamiales; Oleaceae. The record is from RefSeq and is a predicted model, not a curated record. The transcript is spliced from 2 exons.